AUGUCUCCUAAUAAAAAAGCUUUAUCACUCUUUAGAAGAUUAUGGAGAGCAGGAGAUUCAUCUGUAUUAUGUUCAAAACCUGCCGUUUAUUAUAUUAGACAAAGAAUUAGAGAAGGUUUUGAUGAAUAUAAAAAUGUAAGGAAUGAAAUAAUUUUAAAUGAUCUGUUUGAACGAUGUGAAAAUACUAUUAAAUUUUUAGAAACUGCUGCUAUAAGGAAAGGGUUUGAACAUAGAGUUGUUUAUGUUUUAUGUGAAAUGACUUAUAUUCAAAAUAAAUAUAAAAAAUGGCCACCACAUUAUAAUAAAAGAAUGAGUUUAGAAUUAUAUAACUCACAUGCUCAUUCUUAUGAUGAUUAUAAUUUAACAGUAAUGAUGAUGAAUGAUAGUUUAAAAUUAUGUUUAAGAUAA
This is a messenger RNA of Rhizophagus irregularis DAOM 181602=DAOM 197198, 408 nucleotides long. RefSeq lists its product as uncharacterized. The record is from RefSeq and is a predicted model, not a curated record. Lineage: Eukaryota; Fungi; Glomeromycota; Glomeromycetes; Glomerales; Glomeraceae.